Molecule: messenger RNA, 7353 nt
Organism: Antechinus flavipes (yellow-footed antechinus)
Lineage: Eukaryota; Metazoa; Chordata; Mammalia; Dasyuromorphia; Dasyuridae
Gene: ZC3H7B
Product: zinc finger CCCH-type containing 7B
Exons: 23
Coding region: 384-3365 (993 amino acids)
Biological process (GO): miRNA processing
Molecular function (GO): metal ion binding; miRNA binding; protein binding
Source: RefSeq, a predicted model, not a curated record
CCCCAGGGUCCGGGAAUGAGGCUGACCGGGCCCCUCCAGGGAGCAGGGAGAAACUGCAGGGAAGCAUUUUCUCCAGUUGGGGCUGCUAUGAUCGAGACACAGAAAGAAUAAGAGAGAGAGGAGAGAGCGAGCUAGGGACAGAGAGCGAGCGAGCGAGCGAGCGAGAGAGCCGUGGAAAUGAAAGUAAAGGGCUAAGCGGCCACAUGGAGGGAGCUGCCUGGGCAGCAGUUCCAGGAGCAAAAUGCUUCCUUCGAUAAUUAAAUAGCAUUUACUUUUAUUAUUACUAAUAAUAAUAAUAUAAUAAUAUCUCUAGUAAUACUAUACCACUUAUCAAGGCCCGUUGUAGGCACGGUGGGGGGACUGCCAAGCAAGGAAAGAGACUAAUGGAGAGGCAGAAAAGAAAGGAAGAAAUAGAGAAAGGACUUCAGUUCAUCCAGUCCACGAUAUCACUAAAGCAAGAAGAUUAUGAGGCCUUUCUCCACAAGUUGGUUUGGAACCUGUUUGCUGAGGGGAAUGACUUGUUCCGGGAGAAGGAUUUCAAGCAGGCGUUGGUGCAGUACGUGGAGGGGCUGAAUGUGGCUGACUAUGCUGCCUCCGAUGAGGUGACCCUGCCUCGGGAGCUCCUCUGUAAGCUGCACGUCAACCGAGCUGCCUGUUAUUUCAACAUGGGCUUAUAUGAGAAGGCACUGGAAGACAGCGAGAAAGCCCUGGGGCUGGACCCAGAGAAUAUCCGAGCUUUGUUCCGGAAAGCCAGUUCCCUGAACGAGCUGGGACGCCAUAAGGAAGCCUACGAGUGCAGUAAAACAUGCUCCAUCUCCCUCCCCCAUGAUGAAAGCGUCACUCAGCUCAGUCGGGAGCUGGCCCAGAAGCUGAGGUUGCCUUGCAGAAAAGCAUAUAAGAGACCUCAGGAAUUGGAAACCUUCUCGCUGCUCAGUAAUGGCACCUCGGCUCCCUUAGCAGAUCAGGGAACAUCCAAUGGACUUGGUUCUAUAGAUGACAUCGAAACAGACUGUUCCAUGGAUUUAAGAUGUCUCACAGCCCCAACCACUGCCUCUAUUCCUGGUUGUGAUAUCACCCUCCUUCCCGACCCCGAGAUCAAGGGCUCCACCACAACCCUUUUCUCUCCCACCUCUGACCUUCUGGCUCCUCCGGAUGGGGCUGGACCUGAGAACAUGGAAGAUUUCUCUGAUGGGGAUGUUUUUGGGCCAGAACUUGAUUCCCUCCUGGAUUCAUUGUCUCUGGUUCAAGGCUCCAUUCCAGUUACUAUUCCCAGUGAAAUGCCCCAGAGGAUCCCCGUGUUCCCUGGUGGGGCACCCCUCUUGCCCCCUGUGGUGAGCGGCACCAUCCCUGUCUCCAAUCCACUGCCCCCUGCAUCCUUUGGCCUUGUGAUGGACCCCACCAAGAAGAUGACCUCCUCAAUGCUGGAAGCCUUUGACUCCCCAGCCUCCUCACUGGACACCUUGGAUCAUCUGGACUUGCUUCCAUACACAGAUGCCCACCUCGAAGCCCUGGACAGCUUUGGACCUGUCCGAGGCUCCCUGGACACACUUGAUUCAUUCACAGUAGAGGACACCUCCUCUCAGGACCUACGACCACCGAGCAGCACUCAGAAGCCGCCCCCUGCACCAGCCAGCCUCAGUAGCACAAGUCACUCCCCUCUGCCCAAGGUGGCCGACAUGCUGCCCCAGCAAGAGUCCGCCUUGCCCAACACCGCCCUGCUCGUCAAGAACCCCCUGGCUUCUACCCACCUCUUCAAGCAGGCCUGCCACCUCUGCUAUCCCAAAACAGGUCCCAAAGCUGGUGACUACACCUACCGGGAGGACCUAGAGCACAAAUGUAAACGGGACAUUCUGCUGGGGAGGAUCCGGAACUCUGAGGACAAGACGUGGAAGCGGAUCCGGCCUCGGCCCACCAAAACCAGCUUCAUCGGCUCCUACUAUCUGUGCAAAGACAUGCUUAACAAGCAGGACUGUAAGUACGGGGAUAACUGCACCUUCGCCUACCAUCAGGAGGAGAUCGACGUGUGGACUGAGGAGAGGAAGGGGACCCUCAACAGAGACCUCCUCUUCGACCCCCUUGGGGGAGUUAAGCGGGGCAGCCUCACCAUUGCCAAGCUUCUCAAAGAACACCAGGGAAUCUUCACCUUCCUCUGUGAGAUCUGUUUCGACAGCAAACCCCGGAUCAUUAGCAAGGGGACCAAGGACUCGCCCCCUGUCUGCUCCAACCUGGCCGCCAAGCAUAGUUUCCAUGACAACAAGUGUCUGGUCCACAUCGUGCGCUCCACGGCCCUGAAAUACUCCAAGAUCCGCCAGUUCCAAGAGCACUUCCAGUUUGACGUGUGCCGCCACGAGGUACGCUACGGCUGUCUCCGGGAGGACAGCUGCCACUUUGCCCACAGUUUCAUCGAACUCAAGGUCUGGCUGCUGCAGCAAUACUCAGGUAUGACCCACGAGGACAUCGUCCAAGAGUCCAAGAAGUGCUGGCAGCAGAUGGAGGCCCAUGCAGGCAAAGCUGCCAACAGCUUGGCCGGCUCUCGGAUCCCCCCACCCAGCACCUUUGACCUGCAGAUGAAGUUCGUGUGUGGCCAGUGCUGGAGGAACGGGCAGGUGGUGGAGCCCGACAAGGACCUCAAAUACUGCAGCGCCAAAGCCCGACACUGCUGGACCAAGGAGCGGCGGGUCCUGCUGGUGAUGUCCAAAGUCAAGAGGAAGUGGGUGUCUGUCCGUCCGCUCCCCUCCAUCCGCAGCUUCCCUCAGCAGUACGAUCUGUGCAUCCAUGCCCAGAAUGGCCGGAAGUGUCAGUACGUGGGGAAUUGUUCCUUCGCCCACAGCCCAGAGGAGAGAGACAUGUGGACUUUCAUGAAAGAGAAUAAGAUCUUAGAUAUGCAGCAGACCUAUGACAUGUGGCUGAAGAAACACAACCCCGGGAAGCCCGGGGAAGGCACUCAAGUCACCCCUCGGGAAGGAGAGAAGCAGAUCCAGAUGCCCACGGACUACGCGGACGUCAUGAUGGGAUUCCACUGCUGGCUUUGUGGCAAAAACAGCAACAGCAAGAAGCAGUGGCAGCAGCACAUCCAGUCCGAGAAGCACAAAGAGAAGGUCUUCACAUCAGAUAGCGACUCCACCUGUUGGACCUUCCGCUUUCCCAUGGGCGAGUUCCGGCUGUGUGAAAGGUUCCAGAAAAAAAAGGCUUGCCCAGAUGGGGAGAAGUGUCGCUGUGCCCACGGGCAGGAGGAGCUGACUGAAUGGCUGGAUCGGCGGGAGGUGCUGAAACAGAAGCUGGCCAAGGCUCGCAACGACAUGCUGCUCUGCCCCAUGGAUGAUGACUUUGGCAAAUACAAUUUCCUAUUGCAGGACAGCGUAUAGGGGGCCCCGGGAUGGGACUCUGGGGGUGGGACUAGGAGCGAGAAGAAAGGGGGGGAGAUGAGAUUCACUUGGCCUCCCCCUUCCCAGAGCUGGCUCUUCUGGCCUCCCCAUCAGCCGACUUGAUUCCACUUUUCGUCAGCCAUCCCUGCCACAGGGGUCAAAGGACACGACCCCCUGUGACUUCGAUGGCUUUUUUCCUUGUUCUUAAAUGGGUGUCGGAAAAGCCAGGCUGGGGGAAGCAGAGGGGAUGGAGGAGGACUUGGGAAGGCGAUCUUUGGCCAAGCCUUUGCUCUCCCGAUGCACACCCACUCACUCGGGGUCCCCCUUCAUUCCCCUCUGUGUGGGGCAGGAGUACACCUCCAUACACGCACAUAAUCAGAAUAAUAAUAAUGAUAAUAACAAUAGCUCACAUUUCUAUAGUGUUUUCUCGCAAUGAUCCUGGGAGGUAGAGAGCUCAAGUAUUAUCACCCAUCUUACAGAUGGGGAAGCUGAGAUUCAGAGGGGCAAAAUUGGCUUGACUACAUUUCCACAACCGGUCAGUGUUCGGAGACAAGAGGGCGGGCACACACACACACACAGCCCAGGUCAGUCAGACAUGUCCCAGAUCAUUAAUGUCAUUCUGUGGUAUUAGGUCUAUUGUCUCCCAGAGUAGGGUGGAACAGGGCAGACAGACACUGUCUGGUGGCUUCAAGCCAAAGUUUUGUGUUUUGUUUCCAAAAACCCGGGGUCAUUGACAUCAGGGAUUCCCCCAAGCUUGUCUUCUUGGGGGGUUUGGCUGAGUUGGUUUUUCCCCAUUACUCUGGGCUCCUGAUGAUGCAGGAGAUGGGGACAGGGACACAACUGGAGACCUCAAAGAGCACAGAUGCCCCAUUGAGCUUUAAACCAUAUAUCUCCUUAAUGAUCCACAUGAUGGAGCUCAGUAUUCCCUUAAAUGUCACUCCCCAGCUGCCAAAGGAGACCCUCAGCCCUUUGUCCUUUUGGCUGGAGAUAACUUUUACCCCUUUCUUGUAGCUGUUUCUCUUCUGUGCCCUACCUGGGAUCCACACAGCCGGGAAACUUAGGGGUCUUCCAGCCCCUGCUCUUAACCCGACUCUCUUGUCCCCUGUCUCUCGCUCUUCCGUAAUCCAAGAGACAAAUGGCAGAAGAAGCAUAGGGCAAGAGGGCUGGGCGGUGAUCCCAAUCCAGGGGGACUCUAUCCCUACUGAACAUGGAUCCUCCAUGCCCCAAGCCAGUAAUCCCUGUACCAGAUAUACCAAAUAUCUCACCAGCACCCCUAGAUUAUUGGCUAGAUCUGGUUUGGGGAAAUGGGGGAGGAAGGAGUGGGGAGGAAGAGCCGAGCUCCUCCUCAGCAGCUUUCUUACAAGGACGGUUCCUCCCUAACCGGGGCCCGCUUUGCCCAGAGUGGAUGUAGGACGGGAAGAUAGACGGGGGCAGGGUGGGGUGUGCUACUUAUACUAAUACCAAUGAGCUAAAAGUCUGAAUAACCCUUAGGCUUGGUGAGACAGCCCCUUCGUUCCUGCCCCUCACCCACAACUCUGAUAUGGAUUAGGAAUAGGGACCCUGUCGAGCUUAGAGGGGGGGCUGACUUCUGACAGAGCUCUAAUUGCUCUAGUUCCGUCAGAAGUGUUCCCAUGAAGGAGGCGGGACGUUUCGCAGAGGAGGAAACUGAGGCUCUAAGAGGAGGAGUCACUUUCCCCUGGUCACACAGCCAGCAAACACGAAAACUGAAACUCAAACCUGGGACUUUCCGAUUCUCUGCUACCAGUCACCUAGGACUGGGACCAUGGACAGCAGCACUGGGACCUAGGGAGAAUGUGGCUUCCCAAAAAACCCCGAGUUCUGAAACCAGCUCUGCCAAACUUGCUGUGUGACCUUACGUAAGUCACCCCGCUGCUCUGGGCCUCAGUUUCCACAUCUGUAAGAAUGGAGAUCAGAUAAGACGGCCUCUCACGUCCCCUCCAGCUCUAAAACUGUGGUCCUUCUGGCCAAGGGGAGCUGUCCCCUGCCACAGACACUGAAAUAAUGCACAAGGGCCACCCAAUUUGCACCUGCUCCCCUGAUUUGAAACACCCUGGAUUUAGAAUGGAUGGGGGAGGGCUUUGCCCAACUCUUCUGACUCCAUCCCCCACCUUAGCCCCCAGACUUUCUACUACUUCACCUUUUACCCGACACCUCAGUUGAGCAUUUCUCUAUGUCCAUCUCCCCCCAACCUCGUCCACUCCUGCCAGAUUCAGGCAACGGUCCCCCAGACAUUCCAAAAAAGCCACCCGCCACUGGAUUGGGACCUUAGGCUUGGGGGGGUGAAGCUUUGGGGGAGACAAAGAAGGGCACACUUCCUCUUUCCAUCUUGGUCUGUGUGGAAGCAUGUGGCUCCUUAGACCUUCGGCCUCUCAUAAGGUGCCAUUAAUGACGUGGAAACUGGAGAGAAUCGGGUCUUCCCUCGACCAUCCGCCCUUGGGACCCCCACCCUUUAUUCUACGAUCAUGGCAUGCGCCCCUGCCCUGUCCCCCUCCCCCCAGUGAGCCGGGAUGAGGGGGCCUGAGGAGGAGAGAGGAAUUCAAAGGUAUUUGCUUCGGGGUCCGGCUGAAACCAGAAGCGGGGGCCCACGGGGAGGGAUCGCUGUGAACGUAGAUACUUGUUUUCCCCGAUAUGAUAACCUGAUGUGGUAUUACUGUCUCUUGUCACCAGCCUUGUUUUAGUGUGUAUAUAUGUUGGCGCCGUGAUGCAUAUAUACACAGGUAUUAAAUAUAUCACUCUAUAUAAUAUUAUAUAUGUGUGUGGUAUCCAAGGAAUUGCUUGUAAGGAGGUGAAGGUUAAAGGACUUGGCUGGGAAAUGCAGCAGGAGCCCCGGCUGUAAUUUGUCUUCCCUGGCUGGGGACAGGGUGAGUGGGAACUGCCGCCCCCCGACCUCCGAUCUGGUGCCUGAUGGCAUAGGAGGGCAAGGUUGGAAGGCAUUUAAUAAGGGAGAUUCGGGUAGCUUUGCCCGUAUCUCCCCCACCCAGCUUGAGGGAGGCAGAAAGAGAGGGCCCGGCAGAGAAACGAUGUUCUCAACGGAGGGACGGGGCCCAGUUUAAUUGGAGCUGCCAAGCUUUGGCGGCCUUGAGGUCCAGCUCUGCCCGUCCCAUUUAGAGAGACGAUCCUGCCUGUGGAGACCAUGGGAAAAGGCAGAAUUUGAAUUCUGGCUCAACUAUUUAUUACCUGUGGCUAAUAAGAUAAUUAUAACCUCCCUGGGCCAGUUUCCUUGUCUGUCAAGUAAAGGCAUUGGACUAGAUGGCCUCUGAGCUCCCUCCCAGCUCUAGACUUAUGAUGAUCGUGCACAGGGGAAAAAAGGCAAUUAACCCAAAGGAGGUCACGUCCCCCUUGGGCCGGGGAUACCUCUUCCCUGGGGUGGGCAGUUGUGCCCACCUGACAAGCAGGUGAAUACAGAUUAGAGUGAAAGAGACUGGAGAAGAAAGGCCUGUAAAAGCAGAGGAAUAAUGGUUCAAAAGGUGAUGGGAAGGAUUGCAAUAGUCUUUAGUUCUAGACUCUGAAAUCCAAGCUCAGGGUUGGGACCAAAACCACCAGGCCUCUCGUGGACAGACAAGGGGGAGACCGAGGGGAGAUGCAUGUAUACAUAUAUGUGUACGUACAAUAGUGUGCAUAUAUGUAUAGAUAUAUACAUGCACGUGUGUGGAUAAUCACACCCCCUCCCCCUCAGUGAUAUAAACCUGCACGGAUUGCUGGGAGGAUGUGUCCAAAAUGAACGAAGAGGGGGGAACGUUGCAUUUCACAGCCAAGUAAUGAUGGAGUUAAUAGUCUUUUAAAAUGUCUGUGUAUUAAAAAUUUUAAGAAUACCACACUUUAAUAUUAAAUAUUCAUAAGGUCCUAGUAUCUGGAUAAUAUUGUAGAUGUUUUAAUAACAAUUUUUUGGUCCUUCUUAAAAAUAAAACAGACGAAACUUGCAUCUUUUAGCCUUUGUACUAGAAAAUAAAAGUGCACUUUAACCCUG